GCCUCCCAGCCUGCACCUCGGCGCGACGGCGGGCGUUGGCCUGUCAGGCGGCGCGGCGGGCUGCCCGGACGGUGGCUUUCUCGCGGCCCCAGCAUGGCGGCAGCCGUGCGCGCGGCGAGCUGCUUCUCCGCGCUGUGCGGCGCGCGAGCCGGCCAUCUCCGAGCCCGACAUCUUGCCCUAAACACCUCUUCAGCACCUUCCAUUUUGACAUUGAAGCCUGUUCUCAGCAAUGGCCUUUGGACAUCGCCAGGAACCAGAGACAGCCGUCUUCUCUCAGGCUUGGCUCACGCUUUGCAGACACAGUGCUGUGUUUCUUCUCCUGGAACCUUGAUGAGCCAGCAGCGUCGACCCUAUAGCUUCUUCACCAAAUUGACAGCAGAUGAGCUGUGGAAAGGUGCGUUAGCUGAGACUGGUGCUGGAGCAAGAAAAGGAAGAGGCAAAAGAACUAAGAAAAAGAAGAGAAAGGAUUUGAACCGAGGCCAAAUCAUUGGUGAAGGGCGUCAUGGCUUCUUAUGGCCUGGUCUGAAUGUCCCUCUGAUGAGAAAUGGAGCCAUGCAGACCAUAACCCAGAGAAGCAAGGAAGAGCAGGAGAAGGUGGAGGCCAACAUGGUCCAGCAAAGAGAAGAGUGGGACCGGAAGAGGAAAAUGAAGGUUAAACGGGAGCGAGGAUGGAGUGGAAACCAGUGGGGAGGCGUCAGUCUUGGCCCCCCUGAUCCUGGUCCCAAUGGAGAAACAUACGAGGAUUUUGAUACCAGAAUCCUUGAGGUAAGAAAUGUUUUCAAUAUGACUGCAAAAGAAGGAAGAAAGAAAUCUAUUCGGGUUCUGGUCGUUGUGGGCAAUGGUCGGGGAGCUGCAGGUUUUGCCAUUGGGAAAGCCACUGACCGGAUGGAUGCAUUCAGAAAAGCAAAGAACAGAGCGGUCCACUAUUUGCAUUUUAUAGAACGAUAUGAAGAACAUACAAUAUACCAUGACGUUUCUUUAACAUUUAAACGGACACAUAUCAAGAUGAAGAAGAAACCCAAAGGCUAUGGACUCCGUUGCCACCGGGCCAUCAUCACCAUGUGCCGGCUCAUUGGCAUCAAGGACAUGUAUGCCAAGGUCUCCGGCUCCACCAACAUGCUCAACCUCACCCGCGGCUUCUUCCAUGGACUCUCCCGCCAGGAAACCCAUCAACAGCUGGCUGAUAAGAAGAGACUCCAUGUGGUGGAGUUCCGGGAAGAGUGUGGCCCUCUGCCCAUUGUGGUCGCAUCCCCCCGCGGGGCUCUGAGCAAGGACCCAGAGCCAGAAGAUGACGUUCCGAACAUCAAGCUGGACUGGGAGGACGUGAAGGCCGCACAGAGAAUGAAGCAUUCCGUGUGGUCAGGUUUAAAGAGAGCCGCCACCUGAGCUGCCCGCUGGCCAGCACCCAGAGGGGAACACAGCCUCUCACCCGAAAUGCGACCUUGUUCUGUUUGUUUGUUUCUUUUUUUUUUUUCUAAAGGGAAGGCCCACUGAAAUUCUUUAUUUACUAACAAUAAAUUAUUAUAACUUUAAUUCCCACAUGGCCAUAUGCUUGUAUAAGAACUUUCUUACACAUCUUAAGCUCAAAACUACUUUAAGUAUUCAUUUAGGCUAGCCACAGUGAGGUGAAGUGAAACCAGGCUUAAGGAGCUGGAGAGAUAUCCAGGGUCAGCAACUGCCUUCUCCAUGAUUUGCCCUUUUUUUUUUUUUUGCUUUUUGGGUCACACCCGGCGAUGCACAGGGGUUACUCCUGGCUUUAUAUUCAGGAAUCACCCUUGACGGUGCUCAGGAGACCAUAUGGGAUGCUGGGAAUCGAACCCGGGUCGGCCACGUGCAAGGCAACCGCCCUACCCGCUGUGCUAUCACUCCAGCCCCAUGAUUUGCCCUUUUAAUAGCUGGCAUCAAUCACGUGACCCCUGAGCACCCGUAGGUAUGUCGGUAACCAUUGACAUCAGUUCUCGUUAAUAUAUUAACUCUGACUCAUAUGAUACGAGUGUUAUUAACCUCAUUUGUAGAGUUAUUAAGUAUUGAUUACAGUCACAGUUAGAAAGUUGAAGAGUGGGAAAGGGCCCUGUUCUUUUGAGACGCUGAAAUUCUGGUGGGCAUGUUUGUUUGUUUGGGGGGCACAACAGUGAUAUCCAGGGGUUACUCCUGGCUCUGCACUCAGGAAUUACUCCUGGCAGUACUUGGGGGACCAUAUGGGAUGGCGGGGAUGGAAUCCAGAUCAGCUGCAUGCAAGGCAAGCACCUUACCUGCUGUACUAUCUCUCUAGUCCCUAAAAUCUGUUUUUUCUAUCUUUGUUACGUAGUUAUUUGUAUAGAUACUAUAGGUAUUACAUUAUAAUAUUUGUGUUUUUUUUUUACCAAUAUGAGUAUAAUCUAGCAAUCUUAGUCUCUGUAAGUCCCUUUCCCCUCCCCUGUUUAUCUAAUUGCUGUAAUAUGCCCUUUACUUACGUCGAAAACAAUAUUAGACAAUACUAGACUUUUUGUAGAGUUAGAGCAGUGAGUUCAACCAUCAAAUAUAGUCUAGAGCAGUGGUUUUUGACACCUGUGGACUGGUGAACUGCAGCCAAGAAAAACUACUGGUCUGGAAAACUAGAUAAGGAGCCAAAAGAACCUCUUGUAUUUACACAGUUUUUUCUCUUUCACUCGUUCUUUCCUUCUAUUCAGAGUCAUCUUUAUCAUUUGGAGUAGGGGAAAAACCCCUCUCCUGGGUUUCUCCCUUACUUUUGCUCUGCUGUGAUAGCGGAAAUCAUUUCUAACUGGGUGGGUGAGCUGCUCGGGCUGGGGCACACAUCUCACAGGUCGGACCCAUGGGUUCAUCCCCAAUACUAGAUGAUCCUAGACUAGGGGUGACCUUUAAGCACACUGGAAGUAAGCCCUGAGCACUACUGGGUGUGGCCUCCGAAAGCAGAGACACUGAUAUGUGAGAACUUCCCUCUUGAAACCGUUUCCUGUGAUAUCAGAUGGUGUAUAAUUAUAUUACCCUAUAUUUAGUUUAUAUUAACAUUUCAGAGUUUUCAUACUCCAGCUCUUUUCUUCUCACCUGCCUCACCCUUAAGUCAGCUUCCACCCUUUGCACUUUUAUCAAAAGAGAAAAGACUUUAUUAUCAGCUAUCUGAACUUAAAUAUGAAUGAACUGGUGGUAUUUUUAUUUACUUCUUCCAACCAUGUUGUAUGUCAAAUCUUCUAGUUGGCAGGGUACUGGACUUUGGUACAUAUUAGUCUUUACCCACCGUGAACCCAUGAAGUAGGGAAUAUGGAUGCAAAUACCAAAUUAAUUAGAACAGUUCAGUAAAAUAGUGAGUCAGUGAACUGUGGAUGUUCUGAGAAAGAGUGGAUCACUUCAUCUGUAUGAAGUGAUCACUUCAUCUGUAUGGUAUCAAGGUUCCUAAAGGAAGCAUUAAAGAUGAGUAUUGAAAUAGAGAAAAAUGACAAUUGGCCAAGAAUAUGACGAAGAAUGCAACAAUUUGAACAAAGGGCCAACUAUAAGAAAAGGCAGAUCCUGUUUUGGGGAAUGUAUCUCACCUUGCUUUUUCAGAUUGUCUUUGAUACCUUUUGUCAGAAUUUGAAGUUUCUAGCAUAAAGACUGCAUAUGUAUUAUAUGGCAGAGUCUCUUGCCCCUGAGCCCCUUGAAUGCGGCACCAUUGGGACAGACGAGUAAAGAGAGGCUUCUAAAAUCUCAGGGCUAGGACUUAUGGAGACGUUAGUGAGACCACUGGAGAAAAUUGAUGAUCAACGGGAUAAUGAUGAUUAACAUUUCAUAUUAAUAGUUUUAUAAUUUCAUUAUGUAUUACUUUGUAAUUUAACUCAGUGCUAGCACUUGAAGAUUUCACUCCACAGGCUAAGGGCUCAGUCCCUCAAGACUGUCCCAGCCCAGCCUACAGGGCCAGUCCAAAGUCUGAGUGUCUCUAACGUGAUGACCAACCAGUCAGAUUCGAGGGGCCCAUGACCUCUUCUUGGGGUCAGGUUAAAUUGCUUGUGCACCUCUCAUGACUCAGGACAGGAGUUGUAUAGGGUUCUUAUAGCGGGAUCGGUGAAGGAAGAGAUGUUUAGGGCAGCUCAGUGAGGCUGGGCCUCCUGUACUGCCAGGCUUCCUCUGGGCCACUCCGCGCCGCAGCGUGUCCGCCAACCUGGGAAAGUGUCCAAGCCCCUACGCAAGAGAUUUUUGUGGAGUUUUCAUCCUAGAGGUUUAGUCAACUGUAUUGCCAGCCCCUCUCAGGAGCAGGAGGUGGGAUUGGAAGUUCCAGCCUCUUCCCUGGCUUGGUUGUACUGAUGGUGACCAGUCGCAUCCAGGAACUCACCAAGAGUGACCUCGUUAGGAUGGAACAUGCAGCUUUCCUCAAGGAAACUGAGGCUUUAGGACUCUGUCAAGAACUGGGCUGAAAAUCCAAAUGCUGGUUCAAAAAAUGCUCCUGGCAGACUUAAUCCUUAGGGUAGGAAUGUUUCAGAAGCUCUGUCCAGGAAGUGGGGUGAGAUGAAUAUAUACGCUUUCUGUGAUCUCACACAUUUUCUUCCUCCUCGGGGGCGCUACACUCAGCAGUGCUCAGGGCUUACUCCUGCCUCCGCGUUCAGGGAUCAUUCCUGGUGAUGAACUCCAAGGGUUGAGUAUGGUGCCAGGGAUAGAACAUGUAACGCAAGCAUCUUCCUCAGUAUACUAUGUCUGAUCUCUGACCUUCCACAAUUUCUUUCUGCUUCAAGAACUUUUUUUUAAUUUUAGGAUUUAUUUUAUUUAAUAUCUUAGUAUUCUAAUAUCUUAGAAUUCUAAUAUUUUAGGAUUCAUUCCUUCAUAUGUUUUGCUUUUAUUUUAUUCCUAAAGAACAGUUGGACCAGAUAAAGAAUUCACGUUCAAGGGACCCAGGGGUUGUGAUGGGGUGGUGGAGUGUCUACCCUGUAGGUAGGUGUGAGACCCCAAGUGUGAUCCCAGCAUCCUGCAUUGCCAACUAUGAUCCCAGGCACCACAACCAAAUGUGCCAGUCCCAACCCCAAACCCCCCCUUAUGCUGCUACCAAGCUUGUGUCACUCCAGGGCUUUGAGGACCCCUAUGCAGGAGGACAGAAAAAAACAAAUUUCAAGGUGGACAGUUCUUUUCCUAUAGCACUUGGAAACUUGUUCCUUUGGACUCCAUUGUUAUUUAUAAUAAAUCUGCUUUCAGCCAGUUAUUUUUCACA
Sorex araneus (European shrew) is the source of this 5170-nucleotide messenger RNA. RefSeq names its product mitochondrial ribosomal protein S5 (gene MRPS5). Lineage: Eukaryota; Metazoa; Chordata; Mammalia; Eulipotyphla; Soricidae. Gene Ontology annotation, cellular component: ribosome. The record is from RefSeq and is a predicted model, not a curated record. Bases 94 to 1386 code for a protein of 430 amino acids. The transcript is spliced from 12 exons. Gene Ontology annotation, biological process: translation. Gene Ontology annotation, molecular function: RNA binding; structural constituent of ribosome.